GCGUGAAAGUGUUUAUCUGGGGCUUUGGGAUUAUCAAUGAGCAAAUUACCUCUUAUCCAGUAGAGGGUCUCAGGCAGACUGUGUGCGUCUGCCAGGGACUGAAGACUCCCUCUCUAGGGCUUAGGAAGGAUGGGAGAAAUGAGGGACAAAUGACUGCACUUUAUUUUGAUGUAGUCUAUUCUUAAUGGCUCAUUAUUGAUACUUCUUUUUGAUAUGAGGCCCCUCCUCUUUUCCUUUGGAGUAUCAGUGUGAGUGUGUUUUGUUUGAGAGUGGUGGCUCAUGCUGAAAGAGGCAGAGAGCUCUUCUCCCAGGAGGAUUCGUCUCACUACCAGCCCUUCAUUGCUCUGCCCGGGUGACUUUUCCUGCAGCUGCACCCAUGACUCUCCAGAACUGCCUGCUGCACAGAUAUGGACUGUAUUACUUCUUGGCAUUGCUGACACUUCUCAUGUCACAUGCUGACGGGCUGCAAUGUUAUGCCUGUAACAUCGUGCAUAACCAGCGGUAUGUGGACGUAGGCUGUUCCAACCCCGAAGUCAUCACCUGCUCCCACUCCCACAAGGGCUUCAAGCAUCGCUUCUGCAUCAGAACCGAAAGUGUUGCAUUGGGAGUCAUGCUGACUAGUGGCUGCGCGACAGCACGACACUGCCACACGCAGGAGCUGCCGGGAGUCAACAUCCACUGCUGCAACUCUGAUCUGUGCAACAGCGCCACCCGCUGGCGGACGACCACCCUGCUGCCUAUUUGCUCAUUGACGUUUUCUCUAUUGUUUCAAGGGCUGAUACUGUGGACGAAGUAACUUUGAAAUUUGAACGUCACGACAAAAACACGGCAGCUACGCUUCCGACGCAUGACAUACAGGAUGAAACUUGAAAAUAUAACUAUAAAAGAUGUGAGCGCAGACCCUGGAGUAUUAGGCCUAGGUCUAUGUUUGGAUAAACCAAUUCUUCACGUAGCCUAGUAUUGUUCUCUUUGGAUAAUUAGGCAAGGCAAGUUUAUUUAUAAUUAGCUAAAUAAUUCCCCCCAAAAAAGGGAUUUUUAUUUGGAUAACAAGAUUUUUUUUAACUAUUUGUUUUAUUUUGAAGCAUUUUGCUCAGCCAAAAAUGAGAAAUGAUGCUCUUUACAAUAUGUGUGAAAAAAAUGUGUUCAGGAAUUGUAUCCUAUUUAAGGCCCAAAUGUUCUCAAAAAAGUGGUAAUGGAAAUUAUACUGACCUUUUUAUUGUUGUGAGUAUUAUUAUUUAGAUAUUUUCAUACAUAUUUUUGUAAUUUCUUUUAACCAACUGAUCUCAAGCUGAUUUUAAGUGCAUGUGCUUAUGAAGUCUGUCACUCAAGUUCAAACGUCCUAGCAAGAGUAAUCACAGGUUUAGAUUAGCACAUUAUUUUUGAACAUAAUGCACGUUUGACAAUCAAGAAAGUGUUGAAAUACUUAUUGUAUUAGUUUUAAUAUUCAUAUAGGCCUAGGCUAAGGCCUCUAAUGUGCCCCACUACAAGAGUUUUUGUUUAAAAAUUCAUACAAUUUUUCAUUACUGAACAAGUACAUUAAAAUGUUGUUGUCUUACCUCAAAUCCUUACCCCCAUUUUUUUUUUUUUUUUUUUUUUUUUUUAUGAAUAGACUUGCUACAUCAUAUCCAUAAAGGUCUGGUUAUUGAGUGAGUGGGUGCUUAGUUUGUAACUGAAAUAUUCAGCUAGCAUUUACAUUGGCAGUUCAAAACAACAAAUCCUUCUUAACCACUGACGAACAACCAGUUGUCAAACAAAUUCCAGAAACUUCAAACUCCAAAAAGUCUGCAAUCAAGAAGGGGAAUGUAGAUCCAGUGCCAAACAGGAUCUGAAACACAGAGGCAGAUAUUAAACUUUAUUUAUGAUUUGAAGUUCUUUCGUCAGCUGUGUUUCAGCACAGCACAUCUGAUGGUAGAACUUCAAAUCGUAUACAGUAUAAAGUUUAAUAUCUGCCUUGGUGUUUCCAUGCAUCUGUGUAAGAUGCUAUUCCUCAAGAAUUAGCAAUUUUAUGUUUCAAAAAGAGAUGCAGAUAGAGAGGUUCUAAAUAGAGCUCAGAGCUCCAGGAGAUGGCAGUGUUUCACAAUCUCUUGACACAGGCAUAAAUGUUCGACCUGACAGAAUCUCUGACACAGCAGAGAUCUUGCAGUGCUCAGUCCACUGUGUUCAUUGUAAUUAGAGCCAUGAAACAUGCCUGACUAGUGCAGUAUUUUAUUAGGAUUCAUUCUUUGCUAGAAAUCAUGUUUAUAAUAUGUACAGCAAUACUUCAUGUGGUUCCUUUGAAGAGGCGACGGAUUCAGAGAACCUUUUAAGAGCAAUGGCCUGUCUUAUGGUGAAAGCUCUUAU
Molecule: messenger RNA, 2340 nt
Organism: Cyprinus carpio (common carp)
Lineage: Eukaryota; Metazoa; Chordata; Actinopteri; Cypriniformes; Cyprinidae
Source: RefSeq, a predicted model, not a curated record